Molecule: messenger RNA, 3085 nt
Organism: Impatiens glandulifera
Lineage: Eukaryota; Viridiplantae; Streptophyta; Magnoliopsida; Ericales; Balsaminaceae
Product: heat shock 70 kDa protein 14-like
Exons: 10
Coding region: 230-2686 (818 amino acids)
Biological process (GO): protein folding
Cellular component (GO): cytosol; nucleus
Molecular function (GO): ATP-dependent protein folding chaperone; ATP binding
Source: RefSeq, a predicted model, not a curated record
ACUUCACUUCUCGCAGGUUCCAUUCUAGACCUCUCCACCGUUCUCUCGGCUUCAAAGAAGGAAGACGAUUACUAAAACCCUUUCUCUCUCCUCCCCUCGCGGUACCAUAUAUAUCUGUGUUCAUUUCCGCCGUGGUCUUCACAAUUCGAACUGUUUUCAUCUGUUGGAGUUCUUGAUCCACAAGGCAAGUUGUUAGUGUGUUUUGCUGCAAACAAACUAGUUUGUCAGAAUGAGCGUGGUUGGUUUUGACUUUGGGAAUGAGAGCGGUGUUGUUGCAGUAGCAAGGCAGAGAGGAAUUGAUGUUGUUCUCAAUGAUGAAUCAAACCGCGAGACUCCGGCUGUUGUUUGCUUUGGUGAAAAACAGCGAUACCUUGGAAUUGCUGGGGCUGCAUCUAGCAUGACGAAUCCUAAAAAUACGAUUUCUCAGAUAAAGCGACUUAUUGGACGACGGUUUUCAGAUCCUGAGCUCCAACGGGAUUUGAAGUCCUUGCCUUUUGCUGUAACUGAAGGGCCUGAUGGAUACCCAUUGGUUCAUGUGAGGUAUUUAGGGGAAUCUAGAGCAUUCACACCUACACAAAUAAUGGGAAUGGUUCUCUCGGAUCUAAAGAUCAUAGCACAGAAGAACUUGAAUACUGCAGUAGUUGAUUGCUGCAUUGGAAUACCAAUUUACUUCACUGACCUUCAGAGGAGGGCUGUUGUAGAUGCAGCUACAAUUGCAGGCCUCCACCCUCUUCGAUUAAUUCACGAAACAACUGCAACUGCUUUGGCUUAUGGAAUUUAUAAGACAGAUUUACCUGAGAAUGACCAAUUGAAUGUUGCAUUUGUUGACAUUGGGCAUGCCAGUAUGCAAGUUUGUAUUGCCGGCUUUAAGAAAGGACAGCUCAAGGUAUUAGCUCACGCAUUUGACCGGUCAUUGGGUGGCAGAGAUUUUGAUGAAGUUCUCUUUCAGCAUUUUGCUGCCAAGUUUAAAGAUGAAUACAAGAUUGAUGUCUUCCAAAAUGCUAGAGCUUGUCUUCGUCUUAGGGCUUCUUGUGAGAAGCUGAAGAAAAUUCUAAGUGCAAACCCUAUGGCACCUUUGAACAUUGAGUGCUUGAUGGAUGAGAAAGAUGUUAAAGGUGUAAUUAAGAGGGACGAGUUUGAGCAAAUAAGCAGUUCAAUCUUGGAUCGAGUCAAGAAGCCACUGGAGAAGGCUCUAUCAGAAGCCAACCUUACUAUUGAGAAUAUUUAUGCAGUUGAGGUGGUUGGUUCAGGUUCACGUGUACCUGCUGUAAUGAAGAUAUUGACAGAUUUUUUCGGAAAGGAGCCACGUCGAACAAUGAAUGCAAGUGAGUGUGUUGCCAAAGGUAGUGCUUUGCAGUGUGCAAUCCUCAGCCCAACAUAUAAAGUGCGCGAAUUCCAGGUCAACGAGAGCUUCCCAUUCCCAAUUGCUUUGUCCUGGAAAGGUGUAGAUGCUCAAAAUGGAGGUGCAGAUAAGGAGCAAAGCACUAUUGUUUUCCCCAAGGGUAAUCUAAUACCUAGUGUGAAGGCUCUCACCUUCUACCGGUCUGAGACCUUCACAGUUGAUCUUCAAUAUGCUGAUGUCAGUGAAUUGCAGGCACCAGCUAAAAUCAGCACAUACACGAUUGGACCUUUUCAAUCAACAAAUGGAGAGAGGGUUAAAUUAAAGGUCAAGGCACGCCUAAAUCUACAUGGAAUCGUUUCGAUUGAAUCGGCAACUCUCAUUGAAGGAGAGGAGCUUGACGUUCCAGUUGUCAAAGAACAAGUUAAGGAACCUACUAAAAUGGAUACUGAAGAGACUCCUAAUGAAACCAAUGUGAACAGUGCUGGCGAUGUUGCUGAAAAUGGUAUUCCAGAGUCUGGAGAACCUGUUCAAAUGGAAACUGAUACAAAGGUGGAUGCUCCAAAGAAAAAGGUGAAGAAAACAAAUGUUCCUGUAUCUGAGAUAAUUUAUGGAGGAAUGGCUCCUGCAGAUGUGCAGAAGGCAGUGGAAAAGGAGUUUGAAAUGGCUUUACAGGAUCGCGUCAUGGAAGAAACCAAGGAAAAGAAGAAUGUAGUUGAGGCCUAUGUUUAUGACAUGAGAAAUAAGCUUAAUGACAAGUAUGAAGAGUUUGUUACUGAAACGGAGAGAGAAGCAUUCAUUACCAAAUUGCAAGAGGUGGAGGACUGGCUAUAUGAAGAUGGAGAGGAUGAGACAAAAGGAGUGUACAUUGCCAAACUUGAAGAACUUAAGAAGCAAGGUGACCCUAUUGAAGAGCGUUACAAGGAGCAUACAGAGAGAGGACCGGUGAAUGAUCAGCUUGCUUAUUGCGUCAAUAGCUACAGAGAGGCUGCAAUGUCAACUGACCCAAAAUUUGAUCAUAUUGAUGUAUCUGAGAAGCAAAAGGUUUUGCAUGAGUGUGUGGAAGCCGAGGCAUGGUUGAGAGAGAAAAGGAAGCAGCAGGAUGGUCUCCCCAAAUAUGCUCCUCCUGUUCUCCUAUCAGCUGAUGUGAAAAAGAAAGCUGAAGCACUUGACAGGCUGUGCAGGCCAAUAAUGACUAAACCAAAACCGAAACCUGCUGCUAAGCCUGCUUCUCCGUCUGAAGGAAAAGAUGAACAUCCAAAUGCAGAAACCAAUAACAAUAAUAGCGAGAAUUCUGCUGGUGGAGGGGAAGUACCACAUGCGCCUGAGCCUAUGGAAACUGCUUAAGGACUCAUCAUCGAUAUACUGUAAUUUUCUUCAGAUAAAGGCUACUACUAGCUAGUAGGUGAAAUGGGAGAGGCUGCGAAAUCAUCCCAUUUUUCCGGACAGUUUUUACCCUAUUGAUAUUAUUUAUUUAUUUUUCUGUUUGAAGAAAGAAAAUCCAGACUACAAAUUAAAAUCACUCACACCAUAUAUGUUUGUGAUCCCAGAUUGUUUUCCAUACUUUUUCUUUUGUAUCUUGUGCCAUUUUGAGUGUACAUUCAUUCUUUGAAACUGGGAUGUUUUUUAUUUUUCAUUUUUUGGUAAUAAGUUAUAAUGAUGAUGAUGAUGAUGAGACUGCAUUGCCAUGGGAUUGAAUGCUAUUAUUUAAUUGGUUAAUGUAUGAUGUUUGGAUAUCUUCUGAUA